CAAGAUUUGGAAAUGCAAGGAGUACUACUCCUAUAAAAAGUGUAUUUUUGUUAAGCCGUUCCUUUACCAAAUAAAUGUCAUUAAGCUAACGGAGAGAGAACCAAAGCGACCCCGAAGGAAUCCCGCAAAAUUUCCAGAGCGUACUUUCAUGUCCAUCUUGCCCUCCAAGGAUCUAAGUUCAGCAUCAUCUUCUUCGUCUCAGACUCCUUCCCCAAACCCUAAUUCCAAUCAUGGACUCGUCUUUCCACGUCAUCAUCAUCGACAACGACUCUCUCAAUCUCCUCCCAUCUCUCCCUUCUACCAAUCCACAUCUCUCCAGAUCUCUAACUCCAUCGACAUCCCCACCCCUAUUUCAGAACCGGUUGCUCCAGCGGCAGAAGAUUCUCGUGGAUCUCCCAAAAAGGUGAAUGAAUCUGGGAAGCCAAAUGGUAAGAAAUUUGUAGCCCACCAAAAGAAUGGUAGGAAAUCUCACAGUGAAAGGACAUCUGGUUCUAUCGAUUGUCAAGCAAGCAGUACUUUCGCUGCUGGAAGGAAAACCCAGAUGGUGAAUGGAAACCACUUGCUAAAUUUUUAUUAUGAUCCUAUUUCUCGUCCACAGUCAAGGGCUCCUCCUCCUCCCCGAAGGCAUCAAAAGAGGAAGCCUUACAACAAAGAUUUGUUCCUCCAAGCAAAUUACAAAUUUGUCGUCUUAGACUGUGGAAACUAUGGCCCAGAGCAGCUGGAUCCAGAUAAAAUGUUGAUGUGGGAAGAUAUUGUAUGUGUGAAGUUUUCAACUCCGUUUCCUGUACAGUGUCCUGUUUGUUUGGAUGAUCCACUUUGUCCACAAAUAACCUCUUGCGGCCACAUAUUUUGUUUCCCUUGCAUUUUACGAUACUUUUCGAUGGGUGAAGAUGAUCAUAAAGUUGAAUGCUGGAAAAAGUGCCCCUUGUGCUUUAUGAUGAUAUCUCCAAAGGAUUUGUACACAAUCUACAUUGACAGUGUUAAGCUGCACUGCAUUGGGGAUGCUGUUGAAUUUAUGCUUUUAACCCGUCAGAAAGAUUCAUUUACUUUAUCUCUGAAAAAUAAACAAGGAGUGGGUAUGAACGAGGAAUCUUCUGAUUCCUUUUCCAAGUUUACUUUCACAUCAGAUGUGGACCUGUCAGUUAGGAAGGCCAUAUCAGAUCUAGAUAGUUGGUUAGCAAGAGCAGAUUCAGGACUUGUGGAUGACUUGGAGAAACUUCCUUAUGUUUGUGCGGCAAUGGAACAGUUAGAACAGCGGAGAAAGUAUUGGAAUGAGCAGCGGGUUUGUCAGGGGAAUACCUCUUAUAAAUCUAGUGAUUCUCAGACAGGACCGGAUGGAUCUCCAACAACUUCAGAUCACGAAUCCUGUAAGUUUGCAUGGGGGUCACUUUCUACCAGUGAUAAUGGUAAAGCCACGUGGGUGGGAUAUCCAACUCCCGGUAAGUUGGAUGCUGAGGUCUGUUUGGAUCAAAUUGUUGAUGUGAUUGAACCAUUGGAAGACCAAGAGGGUGCUUUAUCUUCUUCAUAUGAAGAUAGUAAGAGUAUGCAAAGGAACUUUGAUGUCUUCAGGGAUAUAAAAGAGAAGGAUUCAUACAGUUUCUAUCAGGCAGUAGAUGGUCAGCACCUCGUUCUUCAUCCUUUAAACAUGAAGUGUCUUCUACAUCAUUAUGGGAGCUAUGAUAUGCUUCCUCACAGAAUCAGUGGGAAGAUUUUACAGUUGGAGACAGUGACUCAAUCAGAGGCCAUAAGGAGGCGUUACCGUUUCUUAAGCCAUUUCACUUUGACGACAACCUUUCAGCUUUGUGAAAUUGAUCUUAGUGAGCUGUUGCCUCCUGAUGCUCUUUCUCCGUAUAUGGAUGAAAUUAAGAAUAGAGAAAAACAGAGAAAGCGUCUUGCAAGGAAGGAACGGGAGGAGAAAAUCAGGGCUGAAGUUGCUUUGUCUCACUCUCUGCUCAUACCAUUUAAUUCUGCACAAUGCUCUUAUGACAAUCCCCCUACCUUUUCCAUGGAUGACUUUGAAGCUUUGGGAAGUUCUGCUGUUGCGUCAUCAAGUCCUCCUCCUGUUGGGGAAAGGAAGCUGUUCUCAAGUGUUGCAAAGCUUGGUUUUGCUGCAGGGCAUGACUCUCCAGCACUGAAAAUUGACGGUGCACAUUCUCUUUCUAAACAUGAAGUGGCAAGUGAUUCUUCUGGUCUAAAUGGCCUGAGGAAUGCAGGUCCCUCGUCAUUUGCGAACAUAAUAUCAAGAGCAAAAACUUCCGAAGAUGUUGAUGCACCAAAAAUGAAUGAGAUGGUGAAGAAAGGGAAGAAACCGAGUAGAGUUCUUCUGUCAACAGCUGGUGGUCGUCGCUACUGAAAACUAUGGCCUCAAAACGAUAUUCCGCCCUUGGCUUGAAGUUGUAAAUUCUGAUGGUAGUUGUAUUCUUAUACUUGUGUUUGCUCUAAGGCAUACUUAAGAUGUGACCAGAAAGAACAGACUCUUUUUUGCCAAGAGAAAGAACAAACUUGUGUACGCAUUAAACAACCCGUGGGGGAACCAACAGCGAUUAUGUUUGUUUAAUAGUACCCUGAGGGGACUGUCUGACGGAUUAAUAAUAGAUCAUGCAAUCGCAGUGCGCCACUUUUGUGCGCAA
Rhododendron vialii is the source of this 2630-nucleotide messenger RNA. RefSeq lists its product as uncharacterized. Gene Ontology annotation, molecular function: transcription cis-regulatory region binding; metal ion binding. The record is from RefSeq and is a predicted model, not a curated record. Gene Ontology annotation, biological process: positive regulation of transcription by RNA polymerase II. Lineage: Eukaryota; Viridiplantae; Streptophyta; Magnoliopsida; Ericales; Ericaceae. The coding region runs from base 149 to 2353 and encodes 734 amino acids. The transcript is spliced from 9 exons.